AUGCCCUCAAUUUCCGGUCAAUCUAUCCUCGUCAUUGGCGGUUCGUCAGGAAUUGGCGCAGCCGUCGCCCGACUCGCCGCGGAGCAAGGCGUCCGCGUCUCCAUCGCGUCGUCCAACCCCGCACGCGUAGCCAGCGCUGUCACUAAGAUCAAAUCCGAGUCCCCAGCAACAAUCCCUGACACGAACAUCAGGGGAUUCACCGUUGACCUCGCCCAGCCGGAUAUCGAGCAGCGCCUCGAACAGCUCUUAGCCGACGCCACAGCCGACGGCUCUGAGCUCCUCGACCACAUCGUUGUCACAGCCGGCCAACCGACAACGCGGUCCCUUGCCCACACUGACCGUGACUACCUCUUCGACCAGGCACAGCUCAUACUUGUCGCGCCGAUCCUGGUCGCCAAGCUCGCCCCGCGGUUCCUCAAGCCGAGCUACACAUCGAGUGUGGUGUUUUGCGGCGGCAGGCUCGGCGAGAAGCCCAUAAAGGGGUGGCCGACUGGAGCGGCAUACGCGGCCGGGCUGGAUGGGCUGACGCGCGCGCUGGCACUGGAUUUGGCUCCGCUGAGGGUCAAUGUCGUGCAUCCUGGCCCGACGGAUACGGAGAUCUGGGGGGAGACGCCGGAGCAGCGUAGGAGCACGAGGGAGUUUUAUGCUUCGACAGCUCUAUUGGGCAAGGUUGGUACACCGGAGGAGGUGGCUGAGGCGUUUAUCUACCUGCUUAGGGAUUCGAACAUUACGGGCACGAGUAUCCACUCGAGUGGAGGCGUGCUGGUCCAGUGA
This is a messenger RNA of Penicillium expansum, 774 nucleotides long. RefSeq names its product SDR family NAD(P)-dependent oxidoreductase. The record is from RefSeq and is a predicted model, not a curated record. The transcript has a single exon. Gene Ontology annotation, molecular function: oxidoreductase activity. NCBI's taxonomy places the organism in Eukaryota, Fungi, Ascomycota, Eurotiomycetes, Eurotiales, Aspergillaceae. Bases 1 to 774 code for a protein of 257 amino acids.